This is a messenger RNA of Penicillium malachiteum, 807 nucleotides long. RefSeq lists its product as uncharacterized. The transcript is spliced from 2 exons. NCBI's taxonomy places the organism in Eukaryota, Fungi, Ascomycota, Eurotiomycetes, Eurotiales, Aspergillaceae. Bases 1 to 807 code for a protein of 268 amino acids. The record is from RefSeq and is a predicted model, not a curated record.
AUGGGCUCCAUCUCCACACCCACAGCUCUUACCCUUGAGGGCAAGGUCGCCCUCGUGACCGGCUCAUCUCGCGGCAUUGGCCGUGAGAUCGCUCUCGGCCUUGCCGUCCGCGGUGCUGAUAUCAUCAUCAACUACUUCUCCAAUGAAACCAAGGCCCAAGAAGUAGUCAAGACCAUCAAGCAGUUGGGCCGCAACUCCGUCGCCAUCCGGGCUGACGUCUCCUCAUACGAGUCCAUCCAAAAGCUCUUCCGUGAGGGCCACGCCGCAUUCGGCAAGAUUGACAUCGUUGUCUCCAACUCUGGUGUUGAGCACUUCGAGACAAUUGAGAAGACCACCCCCGAGCAGUUCGACCAAGUCUUCAGCGUCAACACCCGUGGCCAGUUCUUCGUCGCCCAGCAGGGUUACCAGUACAUCUCCCCUGGUGGAAGCAUUGUCCUUAUGUCCUCCAUCGCUGCCAACCUGCGUGGUCUCGCGGAUCAUGCGCUUUACUCUGCUAGUAAGGCUUCCAUUGAGGCCUUUGUGCGCUCGCUUCCCAGUGACUUUGCCCCUAAGCGUGUUCGUGUGAAUGCUAUUGCGCCUGGCGGUAUUGAUUCUGAUAUGGCGGUUGAGAAUGCCUGGCGUUAUGUUCCUGGUGCUACUCAGGAUACACCAUAUGCGGAGGCAAAGGAGGCCCUGGGUAAGAUGUGUCCUCUUGGCCGAUUCGGUUUGCCAACAGAUGUCGCCAAGGUUGUGGCCUUCUUGUCCUCUGAUGAUGGUGGCUGGAUCAAUGGUCAAACAAUCACUAUCUCCGGAGGAGCUGGCCGAUAA